CCUUAAUGGUAGUUAAUUAAUCACUCGAAACUAUUACGAUUUAAAUACGCUGUGGUGUUUACAGUAUGCUGGUUCAUUGUGUAACAAUAAUCUUGAAACUGUAUUGAAGAUAGAUUAAUGAUGAAGUUUGUGAUGGAAAAAUUAGCACAUAUUUUUCUGCUAUUUCUAAGCUUCGUCGACAAUGGCUACUGUGGCUGUCCGGGAAAUAAUAACCCGACGAAAGUGAUCAAAAUGUGCACAGCCGGCACACUAAAGGGACCGGAAGUCUACAUAGACACAUCAGAAGCCCGUCGGACUGUAAACAUCAGGUCGACUGUCUGUCACUGUACAGCAACAUUCAAAGACGUAUCGUUUUAUUCUCUAUACAUGGCUGGGCCACCUGGAACGUGCGGCUCCCUUUUCAAGUUUGAAAAUCCAAGCGACCAUAGCUCCAAAUCAUCACAAGAAGAGUGUUCGUUUGAAAUGCAUAGGACCAUCAAAGUUGGGACUGAAAUGAUCGUUAAUAUCACAUUGGACAAACUUCACCAACCAUUUGAGGCAGACUUUUGUGCACGCAUGAAGCCAGAUCUAUGCGGCGCGGAAGAGUUCCAGUGCAAACAUGAUGGAGCGUGUAUCAAUAAGGAUUUCAGAUGUGACCAACAGCCGGACUGCUCCGACGAAUCCGAUGAAACAGACUGUUAUAACACAGCAAAGUGCGUUAAGGGCAUGGAAGCCUGUAUGGACGGAAAUGGUUGCUUCAGAAAAUCUGAUCGUUGUGACAACGUGUCGACUUGUGGAGAUCACACGGACGAGAAAGACUGUGGAUUUCAAAAUGGGCAAAACGACAAAGAACAAAUGCAAGAUACCGGACCUUUGAUAGAAGUUGAAUGUUUCGAAAGUCAGCAUUUUUCUACUACCACCACAACAACUUCCACCACUACUACAAGAACAAAUAAAACACACACUAAAACAAAACCUACGACAACAACAAAACCUACAACACCAACGACAAAGGCGACAACGACACCACCACUAACAUCUACAAACGACAUUAGAACAGCAGAGCAAACUAACGAGAUAAAACCCACAAGAAAAGUUAUGAACGAAAUUACUGAAAAUAGGAGUAACAAGGAUGUUUCAACUGGUUCAAAGCCAACAGUGACUCCUAAAUCAUCCCUACUUACUAACCCAUCCAUGUCAGAAAGCAGCAGUGAACCUACAAACCGAGACUUGUUGAAUGUGUUGAAUGCCGUGAUUGGUAGACUUGAAACCGUAGAAAAAAAGUUACGGGCCAUUGAAUCCUUAGAAAAAAGAAUGGCAUCUUUUGAGGUCGACAUAAAAAAGUUGUGGGUAGCGCUUGAUGACCGAGUGAAGAAAGUUGACGCGAGAGUAAAACGUCUCAAAGACAAGGUGGAGGGGGCCGAUAUGCACGCGGCUGUCCUGACAGAGCGGAUGCAGAAUCUGGAAAAGGAGAGAGAUACUCUGCGUGACGACGUCUCAUAUCUGCAAUCUCAAUCCAUGAGCAUUGCCACUAAACCGGGUUUAUGUUUAAACGUUUUGCUACUGAGCAUGUUUUUGUAACUUUUUUGCAUAUAUAUUGGCUUUCACCGGGGUGCCCGAGGAUAACACCGACGGGAACGAGCAAGGGAAGGGUAAGAGCGGAAGCCGCGUCGGCACCUCCAUGACGCCUUUAAGAUCGCCCGUGAGGUAGCGGACAAUAUUCGUUUUGAGAAGGUUCACCGGUCACCAGGUUCCCCAGUUGCGGGCAAGACCAGGAAUAUUAUUGCAAAGUUUUCUUUUUCAAAGACCGGGAAAUGGUUCGUAAAUCAUGGAAACAGCUUGAUAGGACCCAGUUUCGAGUUUUUGAACAAUUCCCCCUGGAUGUCAUUCAGAAGAGAAGGAAGCUGGUUCCCAAGAUGAAAGAGGCGAAGCGGCUGGGUAAGAGGGCUUACCUAACCUACGACACCCUCUACUUCGACGGAACCGCCGUGAGGGCAUAGGGACACGACGACGGUGAGGUGUCCAUCCUCUUGUAUUGAAAGAGCAAUACUGAUUUUACUGAUUUGAUAAGUUCCUUUGAUAUUUGUUUUUUUAUAUGACACUUUGACAAAUUCAUCUAGUAACGUUUAUUUAAGCGGUUAUAGUUCGUUUAAUUUAACAGAAAAAAUCAAAACAUAAACGCACGUAGAAAUAGCGGUAAAAACCCAUUAUGAUAUCAUUAUCUGGCUAAAAUUAGAUCGUAAUUUCUUUAAUACUGAGGAGGAUGUAUAUAUUUGUGCAUCUUAUAUAUGGGGAGAAGGUUCGCCAGUUUACAUUACAUUUAACGUAGAUCUAUAUGAAAUUCUAGAAAAUGACAUCACAUAUUUUUCUGAAUUUGGUAAAAUAUUUUUAUCUGGUGUUUUAAAUAGCCGUGGAGGCAACAAAUGCGAUUUUAUUACACAUGAUAAUGUUAAUACUGUUUUUGACGACCUAGACUAUGUCCCUGAUUAGGGCCUCUGUUGAAAACGUACAUAAUAGUCUUGGGAUUAAAUUGCUAGAUUUUUGAAAAUCAACUUGUAUUCGCAUUUUAAAUGGUAGAAUUGGUGACAGUUAUAAACAUACUUUUUAUUCUCAUAACGGAUCUUCCGUAAUUGAUUACUUAUUGACCCAUGAAUGUAACUUUUCAUUGAUAUCCGACUUUACUAUUGGCGAUUUCAAUGAAAGGAGCGAUCACGCUCCAAUACUGUUUUCAUUAUAUUGUAAUUAUUUUUCGAAUAGUUACGAUACAUACACUGAUGUUAAAUUUAAAUGGGAUAAUACUCUACGUGAACAAUUUCGCACUGGGAUUAUUACAAAAUUACCUGUGUUCGAUGAUAUUGUUGAUAAUACAAACUGUUCAAAUAGAUUGCCAAUUAAUGAUGUUUCAGAUAGAUUUAUGGUUACAAUCCGCAAUGUCGCGGACCCGUUAUUUUCUAAACGCUGUACUUAUAGUAACAAGCCAUUGUUUGAUAUUGAUAGUUGUAAGAAAAAUGCAGAUUGGUUUGAUAAUGAAUGUGUUAAUGCACGGCGAUUAUGCCAAGAAGCUUUACAUAUUUUUAAUUCGAACAAAAACGAUAUUAACAGAGCUAGUCUGUGUGCACAAAAUAAGUCUUAUAAAGAUUUACUUCGUAAAAAGAAAAACUUUGCUUAUCGUAAAAAAUAAAGGAUAUUGAGAAUUUAAGAAAAAAGAACUUUGAGAAUUUUGGAAAUUUAUUAAAUCAAAAAAUAAAGUUAACAAUUGUAAAAUCCCUUUGGAACAUUUUAAAACAUUUUUUAAAAAUCUUAGCAACAAUACGUUUGAUUGCAAUAACAACGAGGCUGAACAGUUGUUUGCAAGUAAUGAUUUUGAUGACUCUACCUUUCCAGAGUUAGACCAACCUAUUUCUAUUAUUGAAGUACGUAACGCAAUAAAGCAUUUAAAACGAAAUAAAUCGGCUGGUAGCGACUGCAUAUUAAAUGAGUACUUGAUUGAAUGCGCUGACAUAUUAACAAGCCACUUUUGUGAUGUAUUUAAUAGCAUUUUAGCGUCUGUUUUUUUUCAGAAAAGUGGACAGAAGGUGUCAUCAUUCUUUUCCAUAAAAAAGGUUCUGUUAAUGAUGUCAAUAAUUAUAGAGGAACUACA
This is a messenger RNA of Mya arenaria, 3619 nucleotides long. Its product is annotated as integumentary mucin C.1-like. Gene Ontology annotation, molecular function: protein binding. Bases 118 to 1560 code for a protein of 480 amino acids. NCBI's taxonomy places the organism in Eukaryota, Metazoa, Mollusca, Bivalvia, Myida, Myidae. The transcript has 8 exons. The record is from RefSeq and is a predicted model, not a curated record.